Molecule: messenger RNA, 2418 nt
Organism: Caenorhabditis sp. 36 PRJEB53466
Lineage: Eukaryota; Metazoa; Nematoda; Chromadorea; Rhabditida; Rhabditidae
Source: the annotation of a GenBank genome assembly
AUGGAUUCACUCGUAGCUGGAAUGGAAGGGACGACGGUAUACCUCGACGAUCUUAUGAUCUGCGGAAGGACGGUUGAGGAGCACAACCAACGCGUCGCCGCCGUGUUCGCCCAGCUGGAUGAGUACGGGUUCCGCAUCAAACCGGAGAAAUGCCAUUUUCUCAUGCCCAGAAUCAACUUCUUGGGUUUCCAAAUCGACGCAGAGGGACGCCGCCCGGAUCCAGCCAAGAUCCAAGCGAUCAUCGACAUGCCGCCACCGAAGAACGUGACGGAAGUGCGAGCGUUCCUGGGAAUGAUCCAGUUCUACGGAUCUGUCGUGCCAGCUCUUCACUCUCAUCGCCGACCGAUCGACGCUCUCACCAAGAAAGACGUCAAGUUCGAGUGGAAUGCCUCCUGUCAAAAGGCAUUCGAAGCCGUCAAGCGGAUUCUGAAUUCCGGUCUUCUGCUCACUCACUACGACCCGAGUCUACCGAUAAUCGUUGCUGCCGACGCCUCGCAAUACGGCAUCGGUGGCGUGAUUUCCCACCGUUGGCCAAACGGAACGGAAAAGGCGAUCUUCCACUUCAGUCGUGCUCUGACGGACACCCAACAACGGUAUAGUCAGAUCGAGAAGGAAGGGCUCGCUCUCGUCACCGCCGUGACGAAAUUCCAUCGAUACCUGCAUGGCCGUCGAUUCACGCUUCGUACGGAUCACAAACCGCUGCUCAACAUCUUCGGAGGAUCCAAAGGAGUACCGAUUUACACUGCAAAUCGACUCCAGCGAUGGGCCACUAUUCUUCUUAACUACGAUUUCGACAUUUCGUACGUCAAAACGGAAGAUUUUGGCCAAGCCGAUGCUCUGUCUCGCCUCAUCGAUCAGCAGGCCCGCCAAGCCGAAGAAAACGAGGUGAUCAUCGCUCAAAUUGAAGUUCAAGCUUCGCCGGAACUCGACAGCCAAUGCCACCAACUCCCCGUCACAGCCGCAAUGAUCCGUAAACACUCAAAAACGGACCAUCUCAUCCAAAGAGCCAUGGCGUGUGCCGAACGAGGAGACUGGCCGAAGAAUCUCGAAAAGGAGCCGGCGCUUCAGCAAUUUUCGAGACGUCGCCAACAGCUGUCGAUCGUCGAAGGCUGUCUGAUGAUGGCUCAUCGUGUCGUCGUUCCGGAACGUCUCCGACAACGUGUGCUCGGUGCGCUGCACAAGGCACACCCGGGAAUCGUCCGAAUGAAGGCGCUCGCGCGCAGUUUCGUCUUUUGGCCGGGAAUCGACAAGGAUAUCGAGCAGAUUGUGCAAAGCUGUGACAACUGCGCUGCCGCUGCAAAGAAUCCGAUCAAAAACGUGCUCUACUCGUGGCCAAAAUCGUCUGCUCCGUGGACACGCGUGCACGCAGAUUACGCCGGUCCAAUCGACGGAAUCUACUACUUGGUGGUGGUGGAUUCGUUCUCCAAAUGGCCCGAAGUGAUGGCGACCAAAUCGAUCACAUCGACGGCAACCAUCAUGCCCUUCGGGAGGAUUUUCGCGCAGUUCGGAAAUCCCGAGACGCUGGUGACGGACAAUGGAACACAAUUCUCCGCGCAGCUGUUCCAGUCUUUCUGCGAGGAACGUGGAAUCAACCAUCUCUUCUCGCCGCCCUAUCACCCGCAGUCUAACGGCCAGGCCGAAAGGUUUGUCGAUACGUUCAAGAGAACAAUGAAGAAACUACAAGGGGAGUCGGAAGGGGACGACGCUCUCAACGUCUUCUUACAAAUCUACCGAUCGACUCCGUGUGCAGCCGCACCGCAACAGAAGUCGCCCGCCGAAGGCUUCCUCGGUCGACCGAUACGCACGCCACUUCAGCUGCUCCUGCCCACGAAGAGAUCCGCGGAUUCUGACAGGAAUCGUGACAUGGAACGACAAUUCAAUGUUCAUCACGGAGCUCGCCGACAGGAUUACCGACCGCAUCAAGCAAUCUACUCAAGGGACUUCCGCAAUCCGGCCAGACCAACUUGGAGUGCCGGGAUUGUGAUCAAGAAGCUCGGGAACACCGUCUACGAGGUAGAAGUAGACGGAUUCCGCUGGAAGAGACACGCGAACCAUCUGAAGCCGAGGAUUCGACGUCAACCGCUGGAGGAGCUGAUCGACACGUUCGGAUUGGGACAAUCGAAGGAUUCAACGGCGCCGAGGGAUAUGGACGACACGAAGGAUGUGACGGACAUGGACAACUCGGAGAAUCUGGAUCGGGACGACGCGAUGGAUACGGACGGUUCGGACGACCCGAAGGAGGAUCGAAGGGAUGCCGAGGAGUCACAGGACGCUGAGGAUACCGAGGAUCCGACGGACGGCCCUGGAUCGGAUGCCGUCUCACCUGCUCAAUCGCCGCAGCCUCUCCGACGUUCAACCAGGAAUAGGAUCGCCGCAAAGCGAUUCGAGAUGAACCCGUCGAAACAAAGUUACCAUUGA